Molecule: messenger RNA, 4170 nt
Organism: Actinia tenebrosa (Australian red waratah sea anemone)
Lineage: Eukaryota; Metazoa; Cnidaria; Anthozoa; Actiniaria; Actiniidae
Product: neurotrypsin-like
Cellular component (GO): membrane
Source: RefSeq, a predicted model, not a curated record
UGGCUUAAAGGGCUUCGUUGUUUGGGAUACGAAGAAACUGUUGAUCAGUGUCGUCAUGGUGGCUGGGGUAACACCGGUGGAUGUGAUCACAGCCGCGAUGCUGGAGUGGUAUGUGGCAAUCUAACACCAGAGGAGAAAGCUAUCAAAGUUCGUUUGGUGGGAAAUCAAAAUCAUACUGGCAAAGUAGAAAUCAAGUAUCAAGGGACCUGGGGAGUAGUGUGUGAUUAUUGGUGGARUUGGUGGGAUAUACGAGAUGCUCACGUGAUCUGCAGAAUGCUUGGUUACAAAGCAUCUGAACACGCAAUUUGGAAUAUUGAAUGAGAGACACCAAGAAGAGGGCUCAUGUAUGAUGUGGGAUGCAGAGGUAGAGAAAAGUCGAUARCAGAGUGUGCUCACCGUGGAUGGUGGAAUAUUUAUUCAGGGUGCUCGAAUAAAGAUCUUGCUGGUGUGGUUUGCCAGACAAACGAAGAUCCUUCACCAGUUCAAGUUCGUUUAGCUGGAGGAAGAUCAGACAAUUCUGGUCUACUUGAAGUCAGGUACCAUGGUCAGUGGGGUACUGUAUGUGAUGAUGGAUGGGACAUAAAAGACGCUGAGGUGGUCAAUGUUCGUCUAGUGGACGGUAAGACUACUAAUGAGGGACGUGUAGAAGUAAGAUAUAAAGGUACUUGAGGAACCAUAUGCAAUGAUGAAUGGGGCAUAUGGGAUGCUUCCGUGGUGUGUCACAAGUUGAACUACUCCAAGGCAGUUACAGCAACUACUUCUAGCGUCAAAGGAAUUGGUCCUACAUGGCUUAAAGGGCUUCGUUGCUUGGGAUACGAAAAAACUGUUGAUCAGUGUCUUCAUGGUGGCUGGGGUAACACUGGUGGAUGUGAUCACAGCCGUGAUGCUGGAGUGGUAUGUGGCAAUCUAACACCAGCGAUGGCGCACCUUAUACUUUUACUGUGUGCUGUGUUCUUGUUGGUUAAGGAAGCAAAGCCCAAGGUAGCUGUUCGUCUAGUGGAUGGAAAAAGUCCUAACGAGGGACGUGUUGAAGUAAGAUACAAAGGUACUUGGGGUACAAUAUGCAAUAGUUACUGGGACAUAAAGGAUGCUUACGUGGUGUGUCACAUGUUGAAUUACUCCAAGGCAGUAACAGCAACGACUGCUAGCGUCAAAGGGACUGGUCCUAUAUGGCUUAAAGGGCUUGGUUGCUGGGGAUCCCAAGAAUCUAUUGAUCAGUGUCCUCAUGCUGGCUGGGGUAACACUGGUGGAUGUGAUCACAGUCGUGAUGCUGGAGUGGUAUGUGGCAAUGCAAUAAACGUCAAUGUUCCUCUAGUGGAUGGUAAGACUACUAACGAGGGACGUGUAGAAGUAAGAUACAAAGGUACUUGGGGAACCAUAUGCAAUAGUUACUGGGACAUAUUGGAUGCUUACGUGGUGUGUCACAUGUUGAAYUACUCCAAGGCAGUUACAGCAACGACUUCUAGCGUCAAAGGAACUGGUCCUAGGUACGGUACGUGCAGAUUGCUAGACUUCUUCUUGGAGUCCAAAACCCGAACUUCUAAAGUCGAAAGAACUUGUUUUGAAUUACCCGCCGUCGACAUUUUCUGCCANAAGACUCCUAACGAGGGACGUGUUGAAGUAAGAUACAAAGGUACUUGGGGUACAAUAUGCAAUAGUUACUGGGACAUAAAGGAUGCUUACGUGGUGUGUCAAAUGUUGAAUUACUCCAAGGCAGUUACAGCAACGACUGCUAGCGUCAAGGGGACUGGUCCUAUAUGGCUUAAAGCGCUUCUUUGUUCCGGAUCCCAAGAAUCUAUUGAUCAGUGUGGUCAUGAUGGCUGGGGUAACACUGGUGGAUGUGAUCACAGUCGUGAUGCUGGAGUGGUAUGUAGCAAUGCAAUAACCGUCAAUGUUCGUCUAGUGGAUGGUAAGACUCCUAAUGAGGGACGUGUAGAAGUAAGAUACAAAGGUACUUGGGGUACCAUAUGCAAUAAAGAAUGGAACAUAUGGGAUGCUUACGUGGUGUGUCACAAGUUGAACUACUCCAAGGCAGUUACAGCAAUUACUUCUAGCGUCAAAGGAACUGGUCCUAUAUGGCUUAAAGGGCUUCGUUGCCUGGGAUUCGAAGAAACUGUUGACCAGUGUCGUCUUGGUGGCUGGGGUAACACUGGUGGAUGCGAUCACAGCCGUGAUGCUGGAGUGGUAUGUGGCAAUCUAACACCAGAGGAGAAAGCGAUCAAAGUUCGUCUGGUGGGAGAUCAAAACCAUACUGGUAAAGUAGAAAUCCAGUAUCAAGGGACCUGGGGAGUAGUGUGUGAUCCUUGGAAGUAUGGGUGGUGGGAUAUACGAGAUGCUCACGUGAUCUGCCGAAUGCUUGGAUACAAAGCACCUGAACACGCAAUUCGCUUCAUUGAAUAUCCUCCACCAGUUCAAGUUCGUUUAGCUGGAGGAAGGUCAGACAAUUCUGGUCGACUUGAAAUCAGGUACCAUGAAGCAAAGUCCAAGGUAGCUGUUCGUCUAGUGGAUGGUAAGACUCCUAACGAGGGACGUGUUGAAGUAAGAUACAAAGGUACUUGGGGUACAAUAUGCAAUAGUUACUGGGACAUAUACGCUGCUUACGUGGUGUGUCACAUGUUGAAUUACUCCAAGGCAGUUACAGCAACAACUGCUAGAGUCAAAGGAACUGGUUCUAUAUGGCUUAAAUUAAGAGGUGGUGGUUGCUAUGGACACGAAAAAUCUAUCGAUCAGUGUCUUCAUGCUGGCUGGGGUAACACUGGUGGAUGUGAUCACAGCCGUGAUGCUGGAGUGGUAUGUGGCAAUUAUCUAACACCAGCUAGCACGUUCCUUUUUGUUAAAGAAAAAAAGUCCAAGGUAGCUGUUCGUCUAGUGGAUGGUAAGACUCCUAAAGAGGGACGUGUAGAAGUAAGAUACAAAGGUACUUGGGGAACCAUAUGCAAUGAUGCAUGGGACAUAUACGCUGCUUACGUGGUGUGUCACAUGUUGAAUUACUCCAAGGCAGUAAUAGCAACAACUGCUAGCGUCAAAGGAACUGGUCCUAUAUGGCUUAAAUUAAGAGGUAGUGGUUGCUAUGGAUCCGAAGAAUCUAUUGAUCAGUGUCUUCAUGCUGGCUGGGGUAACACUGGUGGAUGUGAUCACAGCCGUGAUGCUGGAGUGGUAUGUGGCAAUCUAACACCAGAGAAGAAAGCGAUCAAAGUUCGUCUGGUUGGAGAUCAAAACCAUACUGGCAAAGUAGAAAUACUGUAUCAAGGGACCUGGGGAGUAGUAUGUCAUAAUUGGUGGGAUAUACGAGAUGCUCACGUGGUCUGCCGAAAACUUGGUUACAAAGCAGCUGAACACGCAAUUCAGUCCAUUGAAGAAGAGACACCAAGAACAAUACUCAUGGAUGAUGUGGAAUGCAGUGGUAGAGAAAAGUCGAUAGCAGAGUGUUCUCACAGUGGAUGGCGGAUUGUCUCUUCAUAUUGCACGAAUAAAGAUCUUGCUGGUGUGGUUUGUCAGACAAAUGAAGAUCCUUCACCAGUUCAAGUUCGCUUAGCUGGAGGAAGGUCAGACAAUUCUGGUCGACUUGAAGUCAGGUACCAUGGUCAGUGGGGUACUGUAUGUGAUGAUGGAUUGGACAUGAAAGACGCUGAGGUGGUGUGUCGAAUGCUUGGUUACCCUGGAGUACAGGAAUACAUAACCACCAAGUUUACACCCGUCAAGGGUAUAAUAUGGCUGAGAUACGUCGAUUGUACAGGAAGAGAAACGUCGAUUACAGACUGCAGUAUCAAUGGAUGGGGAAAUACGAUCUGCUACCAUAGUGAAGACGUUGGUGUGACGUGUAAGAUGGGUGCAGUUAGAAGGACAACACAAGAACCUACAACUACUAAACCAUUGCUGACCAAACCACUGACCAGCAGCGUCACUGAGAGGCCAACAACAAUUAAGAAACAAGCACCUACAACUACUAAACCAUUGCUGACCAAACCACCGACCAGCAGCGUCACUGAGAGGCCAACAACAAUUAAGAAACAGGCACCUUCAACUACUAAACCGUUGCUGAGCAAACCACUGACCAGCAGCGUCACUGAGAGGCCAACAACAAAUAAAAAACAGGCACCUACAACUACUAAACCAUUGCUGACCAAACCACUCAGCGUCACUGAGAGGCCAACAUCAAAUAAGAAACAG